Molecule: messenger RNA, 4851 nt
Organism: Priceomyces carsonii
Lineage: Eukaryota; Fungi; Ascomycota; Pichiomycetes; Serinales; Debaryomycetaceae
Gene: SRB8
Product: Srb8p
Exons: 1
Coding region: 1-4851 (1616 amino acids)
Biological process (GO): regulation of transcription by RNA polymerase II
Cellular component (GO): mediator complex
Molecular function (GO): transcription coregulator activity
Source: RefSeq, a predicted model, not a curated record
AUGUCCAAACCAAAGAACAGGAACAGCUUGUUGUCUUCUCACAAUCGAACACUGUACUCAAACAGUUCUAAAGAUGAGAUAAUGACAAUGAAAUACCUGAUGAAACGACCAGAUAUACCAUUGUAUCCAUUGAACGAUACAGAUAUGGAACGUGAUGAUAAUAAGGAUGCAACUUCGUCAUCAUCUUUGGCCUAUCCAGACUAUAUGCCUUGGAAAGACCGUUGUAAUGCGUCCGAUUCAAAUGCUGUACAAGAGACCCAAAAAUUGGAUAAUGCAGUAUAUUUAAAUAAGGGAUACUUCGAGGCACCUAAAGUUUCAAAUGAAUACUACUCGGCAAAGAAUCUAGUUCAGGCAACAAUAUUUUCAUCGAGUGAAAGUUGUAGUAAUAUACUAAGAGAAUUUUCACAACACCUUGUGGGUGCUUAUGAGGCAAGGAAUGAACUUAUUAACAAGAUACACUCAGAACCCAGCAAUUUCAAAAUUCCACCGAGGGUUACUUUAACUGCUCUGAAAAAGGAAGCAUGGCUAAGAGAUUUAUCUGAUCCUUCUAUUCCACUCCUGAAGAUAUCAGGAAAAAUUCCGCACGGAAUAAGAAAUAAAGUCUUAAUAGAUGUCAUUUGCACCAAGAAGAUUCCUAUCACGAAAGCCAUAUGGUUUACUAAGUGUGUUUUAUUUAGCGAACUUCUCUCAGUGAGGCGAAAAGUCCAUUCGAAAUUGGCUUCAAAUAGUCCAGCACAAACACCUGUCGAAAUUGCAGUACCCGAUAAGAUUGAGGAGCAGUGCUGUAAAGAAUGGACACAGCAUCUUGUUGACUACAUUUAUAAAUUCUCAAGAGAUAUGAUUCAAAUAACAACGUCAGAAAAGAAGCAGCAAUAUAUGAGUAAAUUACAUCACUUGAUUUGCUAUAUCCAGACGCUUUAUGUUGAAUCGCUUAUUGAAAAAACCGUUUUCCUUUCUUCAAUCAUCCAUUUUUUGAAGGAUGGAUUACCUUUGGAACCACAUCAUAUGUAUGAAUUAAUGGUAUAUACACAGCUUGAUGCUGAUGACGACAAAAACAAUUCAUGGUCUAAGGACCUUGAAUUAAACAUGGGGCAGAUUUUAGUCACUAUCACUUUGUUUAAAUCUUUUUGGAAAGAUAUAUUGAAAGUAGAUUACUUGUGCAAAGAAGUCAAUGAAUGGUUACUACUUGUUCAUUUUUUUGUGAAAAAGAUUUCUUUAAUUAGCCCAAACUCGGGACUUAAUGGAGCUCAUCAAUUGCUGAAAGACUUAGUGAGAAAAGCGAUGGAUCAAAUAUCAAACAUGGUAACUUAUCUUUUCAAAUAUAACUCGAAUGUUUUUAUUAUUCCUACAUACUGGGUUUUGACCGGUGAUUCCUUGUACAACAUUUUAUUGGGGGAAAGAGAUAAAGAUAUUGACAUAAAAGAGAGGGAGGAUAUUCACAAGCAAUUAAAACUUAUAAAUUUCAGAAAUGAAAGUCUAAUUUUAAAUAUGAGAAAUUUUGGAGGGAUCUCGAAUCCUUCUAAUGUUUCUAAUACUCAAAAGCCUUCAAAAGAAGCCUUAGCUCCAAAUUCGAUAUCCCCAAUGUCGCAGGUUUUAGCAUCACCAACUUAUGCAACUUUUGCAAACGACACAUUAGAAGAAUACCUUUUCAUUACUCGAUCUCCUGAGGAUACCUUGCGUAUUGUUGAUCAAUUGGAUAGGCUUAGGUUGAGCAGCGACUUGGCUCACUUAGUGACCCCAAACUGUACCGAAUCUACAGAAAAAGUCUUUUCCUGGAAGACUACUCUAAAACUAAUGAUUUAUUGGGCUGUUUCAUCAUAUAGAGAGUCUGAAUAUUCUAGUGAAAUUGUGCUUAUAAUAUGCAAUUUUUUGAAAAGGAACGUUUUACAGAGCUUGAAGGCACGUAAUGCAUUUGAAUAUCACACGGAGUUUGAGAGUGAAAUUCUCGAGAUUAUUUAUAAUUUGGUGGAGAGUCAAGAGUUAGACGUCACAGAUUACAGUCUAUAUGUGUUGAUAAAUGAAUUGUAUCAACUUAAAAUAAUUACCAUCUCAUCAUAUUUAAGAAAAUUAAUUGCUUCUGGGGUUUUUUAUUCUGUUCCAGGGGAAGAAUUAUCUUACAACCAGCUGAUCAAUGUUCAUUUGAAUAUACUUCGAAAUCUACCCGUAUUGAACAAUAAGCAGUGUGAUAGUAUUUUGAAAAAGUGGACAACCGAUGGAUUUAACUUCAAAGAAAAGUUUGAAAGAGGUAAGACGAUCUUAAAGACUGAAUUGGUUCAAAAAGUUUUGGAUAGUUCAUUUGAUAAGGAUUUUAGAUCUAGAAUAUCGUAUUUCAGAACGCUAACGGUCGGAUUGAGAUUUCUACUUGUCAAUUGGGUCACUACUGAGCUUAAGACUUUAAUUAGUGAAUCUUCUGAGACCGUAGUAGUUAGUCCAAGAACUAUUUUAUGCCUUUACAAUUUUUAUUCUUCAUCAGAUAAUUUGACUGUUUUUUUCAAGGUUUUAAUGACUUUCAUUCUUCGGAAUGAAAAAAAGACGUUGAGCUAUGGUUCAGAUUCACUUCAUUUGGUUUCGCAGCUUAUCAUUAGACAUUUCAAGUUGGUUAAAUUCAUUGCAGGUGGCUCUCAUGAGUCAUCUUCUACACUUACUGAACUAUUUAAAUUAAUACUCAUGAGAUAUAAGGAACUCGAAUCUAUUGAGACAAGAGGUUCAGAUUUUGCUCAUAUCUGGAAGUUCAUGGACAAAACUUUGGAAAAAGGGGACUCACUAAAGGCUAAUGAUACAUCUGAAAGCGAUACAAAGCCAAGAGAGCUGCCAUUUAUCAAAGAACAAUUUGGAACACCUAUGAAAAUAAAUACUCAAGACAAUAGAGCAGAAGAAUACUACAGUUCUUUUGAUUUCAGAAAUGAUCUCGACCGCUUAUUGUCUGCUCCUUCUGUUUUUUUAGACUUUAAGGAAGCUAACACUAUGACUGGAAAUUUGUCAGCAAGCUUUGAAGCGACUUUACUAUUGGACCCUGCUACUGCUAUUGAUACUGUAAACGAAAUACUUAAUUGCUUUUCCGAGAGUGUAAGCAAGGGCUCCGAAACUGGGGAAGUGUAUGCAGCAAGGAUAUUGCUCAAUACGAAACAUCUUAUAGGUGUCAAGCAGUGGCAUUCUUAUCUUCUUAAGAUCCAAGAAUAUGUUAUAGCUGAGAUAGAUUCGGAUAAAACCGUAAAAGAGUUGUCAUUAGUUUUAAAAAAGCUCCUUUGCUUUGAAGUGUGUUCCAUGGCAGAGUUGAUUGAAUUGAUACCUAGCCAAAUGGAGAGGCCAAAGAAGCUGUCAUCAAUUGCACUUGAGCUUGUUUUUGGUAAUGAAGAGGAUGAGAUGGCAUUAUUUACAGACCAGCAACAAUUAACCUUAAAAUUAGGGAGGCAAUCAUAUAUCCUAAGACCAACUACUAAUAUCUUAUAUUUGGUUUUAAGUGAAUUUUGUUCUUCGCUGACGAGAGAUGAUUCUCCUCCUGUAAGUUAUUACAACGAUCGAAUAUUGCAAUUGUUACAACAUUUCCUACUUCAACACACCAAGCUCUUUAUGGACCAGCUUAAACAUAGAUUGAGGAAUGAGGAUAUAAAAAGGCUUUUAAAUGAGCUAGUUAAGAAUGGUUCGACUGAGGCAAAAUCAUGUCAAGAUUUAGCUAAUAAUGCUGCUUUGAUAAAUGAAUUCAAUUUGGCAGGAUAUCAAAUAUUACUUAGCGUAUGUCUUUCUCAAGAAUUUGGCUCUCCAGAAAUGCCAGCCGAGUUCUCAAGGUUCAAGGAAAUCGUUACAUCGAUGUUAGAUAACGUUAGGUUUCAUUUUAAUCCUUCGAGUUCAUUCUUUGGAGAGCUUUUUAAUUACUUGACGUGGAAUCAAAGAGUGAAUAUACUAGAAGUGUUGGAGACAAAAUUUCUUGUUGAAACAAAAAUAUCUGAAGGUAAUCCCUCGAAUCUCAUUAGAUUCACCAACCACAAUCUGACUAACUUAUUACCACCCUUCAAAGAUUAUUUCAAGAAAUUUUCAUCAUCGGCAAAUAAUAUUGUGGCGAGCUCUCCUCAAUUCUUCCAAAAUGUUUCUUCAUUCUUAAGGCAUCUUUUACUUGUCGUCAAUAUGAUCAUUCCUUUCGAACAAUUCACCAAUUUAUAUGAUACUAUAUCAAUAUUUUUACGAAUUAUUAUUAUUCACAAAUCAUCUUUGAUAACAGUGCUUCUUAAACAAGAAGAGGGAGAAGUGGAAUUUGUUACUAAGUUGGUAUCGCUUCUUAAUUCUGAAUUCGUAACUCAGAAUGAAAGGCUUAAGAUCUUGUUAUAUGACAUUCUAUUGCUAAUGAAAAGUUCUUUAACUCAAGAAGUAUCCAUUAAAACUGAAACUGAAGAAGAACUUACACAAUCCGUGCAGCUGAAUCGCCUUGUCACUCCAGAGGAUCAACAAAAAGAAUUGGAUGCUACUGCAUUUCCAAGUAGAACUACGUAUCCUACACAGAUCACUUCGGUGUUUAACCUACCUGAGCCCACCCAGGCGAAUCCCCUUAAAGAGUACAUCUAUGAAAAUGAUAUCCAAUGCUCGAUCAUGCUUGACCAGCAAGAACUUUCUUUAGGCGGGGAUGUAUCUGAGUUCAACAACAGCAGUCUCAGGCUCGUAUCCAACACCGACAACGAUAUUCCUACAGAUUUUGACCUCUUGGGCUCGUCAAAUGCUGCACCAAGGGUCCAAUCGCGUUCAAAGCUUUUCAAGCUUCGAAGUUUUGAAAUUUUAGAAGACUUUGGUCUGUCUCUUAACGAUAGCUGUGUAAACCUACUGUUCUUCGAUGCUUAUACUACUAGAGAGAAUCCACCAUAA